UUCCGGCCGCGAUCGGCUGCAGCUCGGCCGGGAGACGGCGCGACCCGGCGGCGGGACCACCCGCGAGUGCAGCGCCGCCGCAGCCCCCCGAUGCGGCCGCGAGGAGCGGCGGGGGGGCGGGCGAUCGAAGCCUCUAGAAGCAUCCUGUCAUGAUGAUGGAGGCCCCUUCAUCCUUUCUGUGACGGGAGCUGGAGCGAUGCUGACCUCGGUUUCCUGGACCCAUUCGGACUCAGGAGCCUUCACGUAAAUGGGUCCAGUCAUGCCUGCCAGUAAGAAGCCAGAAAGCUCAGGAAUUAGUGUGUCCAGUGGACUGAGUCAGUGUUACCGGGGCAGUGGUUUCUCCAAGGCCCUUCAGGAAGACGAUGACCUCGACUUUUCUCUGCCUGACAUCAGACUAGAAGAGGGCACCAUGGAAGAUGAAGAGCUGACCAACCUGAACUGGCUGCAUGAGAGCAAGAACUUGCUGAAGAGCUUUGGGGAGUCGGUCCUCAGGAGUGUCAGCCCUGUCCAGGACCUGGACGACGACACCCCUCCAUCCCCAGCCCACUCUGACAUGCCCUAUGAUGCCAGGCAGAACCCCAACUGCAAGCCCCCCUACUCCUUUAGCUGCCUCAUAUUUAUGGCCAUCGAGGACUCUCCAACCAAGCGCCUGCCAGUGAAGGAUAUCUACAACUGGAUCUUGGAACAUUUUCCAUAUUUUGCGAAUGCACCUACUGGGUGGAAAAACUCAGUGAGACAUAAUUUGUCAUUGAAUAAGUGUUUUAAGAAAGUGGACAAAGAGAGGAGUCAGAGUAUUGGGAAAGGGUCGUUAUGGUGCAUAGACCCAGAGUAUAGACAAAAUCUAAUUCAGGCUUUGAAAAAGACACCUUACCACCCACCUCCCACCUCUCCUCAGGCAUAUCAAAGCCCAUCAGGUCCACCCAUCUGGCCAGGCAGUACCUUCUUCAAGAGAAACGGAGCCCUUCUGCAAGAUCCUGACAUUGAUGCUGCCAGUGCCAUGAUGCUUUUGAAUACUCCCCCUGAGAUACAAGCAGGUUUUUCUCCAGGAGUGAUACAAAAUGGAACGCGGGUUCUGAGCCGAGGGCUGUUUCCUGGCGUCCGGCCAUUGCCAAUCACUCCCAUUGGAAUGACGGCAGCCAUGAGCAGGAACGGCAUCACCAGUUGCCGGAUGCGGACUGAGAGUGAGCCAUCCUGCGGCUCCCCCGUGGUCAGCGGAGACCCCAAGGAGGAUCACAACUAUAGCAGUGCCAAGUCCUCCAACGCCCGGAGCACCUCGCCCACCAGCGACUCCGUCUCCUCCUCCUCCUCCUCGGCCGACGACCACUACGAGUUUGCCACCAAGGGGAGCCAGGAGGGCAGCGAGGGCAGCUUCCAGAGCCACGAGAGCCACAGCGAAACGGAGGAGGACGACAGGAAGCCCAGCCAGAAGGAGGCCAAGGAUGCCCUGGGGGACAGCGGGUACGCAUCCCAGCACAAGAAGCGCCAGCACUUCGCCAAGGCCAGGAAGGUCCCCAGCGACACGCUGCCCCUCAAAAAGAGACGCACGGAAAAGCCCCCUGAGAGCGACGACGAGGAGAUGAAAGAGGCAGCCGGGUCGCUCCUGCACUUGGCAGGGAUUCGGUCCUGUUUGAAUAACAUCACCAAUCGGACGGCAAAGGGGCAGAAGGAGCAGAAGGAAACCACAAAAAACUGAAAACAAGUCAUUGAUUUGUUUUGAACUUAUGGCCAUUUGGUUUCAGCAUGUCAGGAGAUUUCUAAUGAUUUGUGGCAAUAUCAGCAACUUUUUUUUCUUUUGGUUUGAUUUUCUUUCUUUUCUUUUUUUUCUUUCUUUUUUUUUUAAUUUGCCCCCCUCUCCUUUGUUUUGGACCCUUAAGAAUUUUAUUUUUAAAGGAGAUUGAAGCCAUAGAACUCAUAUUGACACUCAGCUGUUUUACAAAAGCUUUUCAUUAUCCGACGACAAAACCGAGAAAAAGCCAAAAUUACCAUUGCUUCCUGCAGCUUGUCAGAAACAUGUGGCUUGAACCCACAGGGAUGUCAACGUUAAGGCCACAUUUGGAGUACACAUUUGGCACCUAGAAGGCACGUGUGCAAAGUAAUGGUCAUUCAGGCCCAACCCUUAGGUUUAAAAAGAAUGUCCUUCCAUUUGGGUUCACUGAAUGGAGAGACACAUACAGUAAUGGGAGAAAAGGAAGAACCCCGCGUCCCCUUAGACACAGACCCAGGCCUGUGCACCCAGCUUCCCACUGGGCAAGGAAUGCCCUGGGCAUUGCCAUACAGCAAGCACGGGCUCUGCCACCAGUCCUCUGCGCUCCGAUCCUUGAGGCCUGGUGAUGUCUUACAAGCUGAGCACCGAACUAUUGAGACACGUCAGGUGUCAGUGACCAAGAAGUGGGGUAAACUGUAGUCACAUUGGUGAUUACUCUGUUCUGUAGCUAAGAAUAUGUUCCAAAAGCCAUAAGCCUGAAGGUUGGUCCUGCACGUGCAUACACACACACACACACACACACACACACACACCCCCCACACAUAUGAAUGGGACUAAGAGAAAGCUCAUGAAAAAAAAAAAAUACAGGCCAUAUCUUCUAAACUGCCCAAGUGAAAAGCAAUCAAGUCUGAAAAUUGACAUUAGCUGUUAAGGAAGGAAAUAAUGGUACAGAUUCUUUUUCUGUCUAUCAAAACCAUUUGAUCCAAGUGAAAUUAAAAAAAAAAAAAAGCUACCAAACCUGCCAGUAGUAGUGUGGUAUAUAAAGGCACAUUGAUGGACACACUUCAAAAGUAAAACAUGGCAAAAAAUAAUAAUAAUAAGUAACUCCUAUACUGCCCUCAAAAAGGAGCCUGCAAUUAAUGUCAGUCAAUAUUCAUCUUUGCAAAAAAAUCUGAUUUCCACAUUCAGCCAGUGUAGCCAGCAGAAAUUUCUGAUCCACAAUGCAUGGAUUCCUUUAAAGAAAAAAAGAAAAAAAAAAAAAAAAGAAAAAAAAUCAUAAAAAACAAACUUUUUUUUAUUCAAAAAUAACAAAAGUUCUUGUAAGGUAAAUAAUGUAUUUAGCAUGAAGCAUGAAUUAUUUUCAUAUAAAUAUAGAAAAUAGAGAAAAGGCUAUGCCUCUAAUUUUUAAGCCCUUAGGCUUAGAGGUUCUUUGUUUUCCUCCUUUUUUUCCUUUAUUUCUCUUCCUUUUUUCUUUUUCUUUUUUUUUUUUUUUUUUCUUUUUUUCUGGGUUUUUGUUUUGUUUUGUUUUGGUUUUUUGAAGCAGGUGUUUAAGGUUUAAUCUUCUUCAGGGACAAAUUCUGACUGUUGGGGAACUUACUCUGCAAUAUAAAAAUCUCUUCAUGCUCUGGUAGGGCUUGGAUGGUUGACUCUGCACUGCCUUGUCUGCACUCAGCCCGACCCCUCUGAUUCUCUACUGGAGAGCGUGUGCUUUCUCUUUGCCUGUACAUGUUUAACAUGACGCAAUAAUUCGAGGGCAAACUUCGUAGUGAGUGUGUAUGAUAGAAUCAAGAGAAUUAUGGGAUGCUUACUUGAGAAAACCAUGACCUUGAGUUGGUUCUAGGAAAAAGGCAGUGAAUAUAUGCAAAUUCACCAGAAGGGGAAACAUGCUAAUGGGCCUUAUUGGGUGAGGGUACGAGAUAGAGUACACGUGAGGGAGGAAGUGACAGGAGGAUGAGAAAGGCCAGCCCCAGGUGUUUCAUUGGGACAAUGCCAUUUCAAAGUAAGAGAGAGGGGGCCGGCCAUCUCUACCACCUCAGCACACUAACAACCUGGAAUUGGACCACCUAGAUUGUGAGAGCUGAAUUUUGACAACCAGACGAUGUCACGCAGACCAGAAACUUAUCUUUGCCUAAAAAAAAAAUAUAUAUAUAUAUAUAUAUAUAUAUAUAUAUAUAUAUAUAUAUAUUAUUUAUUUUUGUUUUUGUUUUUGAGAUCCAAAGAAAAAGAAGAAUAUCAUCUUCCAUCCAAAUGGAGGGAAGUGUUUAAAACAAAAGCACCUACUAUCAUGGCUCAGGAUCUGGUGGUCGGGGACAGGGAGGGGACUAAGGGGAUCUUGAAUUUUUACACCAGGACACUUGUGAGCCAAAGUCAAGCCCAUGGGCCAUCACAGGCUACCGUCAGGAACUCCAUCAGCCAGAAUGCUCCCAUCCCUGCCUUUCUCUGGGCUGCUGAUGAGAGAACCUGGAAGACAUGUCCAUGUCGUGGCCCAGGCUCCUUCCCCUGCACUAAGCCUGAGUGCGUGCCCGUGAUGUUCAGGAUUAGGUGGGGAUGCAGAUCUAUCUUUGCAGUGCUCCGUCCCCUUCGUUCUCCCCAAACAUCAAACACCCUAAAAGCCAUGCACAGCUAUGGAACCUGAGCCACACUUCAAUUUGUGUUGUCACCUGAUUAAGCCCAAAAGGCCACCACCUCGAUCCCCCAAACCCAAGACGAUUCAAUUCAGACUUCUCUCUGGAAAGGCAGAGGUAAACAUCAGCACUGUUUCUGGCAGGGGACUUCUUCCAAGGAAAACCCCACAGUGGGCUGUCUCCCCUCAUUUCAUUUUUCUAAGGGGGCAGAUGCCUCUCUUAGAAAAUAAUAAAAUGCAAUGUGUGUGAUUUACUUUUCUGAUCUCUUUUGAGAAAUAGAUAAAUAUAAGUGUGUUCUUAACUCCAGAACCACUCUUUUUGCAUAAAUACCUCAUCGGGCAGCUAAGUGUUAUUUUCCUGAGUCUCUCUCGGCACCUUCAUUGGAUCUUCUGGAAGACUUGUUGGGGAAACUUUAGUGAGGGUACUUUUUUCUAUUUUUCUUCUGUUUUUGGAGGCAUACACAUUAUGCAUAACCAAAACAAUGGCUCAAUUGUGUUUAACUUUGUAUUUUGACUGUUGAGGAAAAAAAAAAUAUCAAUGUGUAUGUGGCUGUUUGUAGUGAAUUCACGAGGUUGUCCGUGUCCUUAACAAGCCAAGGGGCAGGAGGCACGCUCUCUUACCCCCUCCUCCAAGAGCAGUAGAGAAUUUAAGCACAAGCCUAUUUGUGAAAGAAUAUUUUGCUUAAAUGUUAUUCACUUUAGUCUUGGAAUUCCUUCCCAAAUGUCAGAUGUUCUUUUAGCUUCCAAACUAGCAUAUGUAUCCAUUAGUCUGACCCAUGGCCUGAGCACCAUCCUGGGGUGUGGUGGUGCGCUUUCCUCUGUGGCGGUUUGUGUGUCAUUCCAGUAUCUCACAUACUCAUGGGGUGGGGGGAGGGGGAGAUGGGGAACUAUAGCAAUAUUUCAAGAUGCUUUGGAGAACAACCUUGAACCCAUCAGCACCGUGACAUCUGCAAGUGCUUGCUAUUGGCCCUCGGACACAUUUAAGAGAAAGAGAUCGUAGCUCUUCUUUCUUAAAUGAUAUGCACAUAGACAGUUAUUUUUAUCCUACUGUAAUUGUCUUUUCUCUAUCUAGUACUAUGUGGAAAGGGUUUGCAUCAUAGGUUUUUUUCCCAGCCUUACAAUAUACCACAAGCUCCUACUUCCCCCACCCCAGUCAGUAUAGUUCUUUGGCAAGGCCGUCUAUCUGAAACUCAAAAUGAACCAAACCCGCCCUUAGAUGGUGGUUUGAGAAAACCAUAGCCAAGACAACUGUCACGGGUUUCAGUCUCGGAUCUCAGUGUUUGAGAAGGACUGUCAGAGGCCUUUCCCAGGAAUGGAUUUUUCUCCCAAGAGGCAGUCCGCAUGUCUAGUGCUUGCUGGACACAGUGGUCACGACCACGAGGCAUUCUGGAAGAGACCAUUAUGUUGAAUGGUGCCCCUCCCUGGGGGACAGCGUCAGGCAGUGGACUCGAGUGAAAAACGUGUGCAGAUGGCUGUUGGGCCCAGCUCAGAGUCCAGCACGCCAGGUCUGCCCAGCGACAAGUGCAGGUGGUCAGCCUCAAUGCCUCCACUCUCCAGGGGCCUCUGGCGCAAGGGCUCUGACAGGAACCGGAGAUCUGUGCAAGCGAUGGACAUGGGAGGGUUUUCCACAUGGGAUCGGGUUCAGUUUGAUGUGAUUUCUCUUUCCCUUUCAACUGUAUUCAGGUUGGGACUGGUUUCUUUCUGGUGGAUCACAGCUGCCCAGAUGUUGCAAUUUAUUUUUAUGUUUCUAUAGAGAAGUCUUUUUCUUUUCAUCUUCAGAAUUUUUUAAAUUUUUUUGCCACCAAAAGAAAACAUCAGAACUCUGUGUCCCCUCUCGAUUGUGACUUACCAGUGUUGACAGUUAAGUCUUUAGUGUUGUAGCUCCCGGCCCACCAAUACUAUAUCAGACACUUAUGCCCAUGGUGCAGCACUGUGAUCUAAUUUAAAUAAUACUUUUUUAUUAUUUAUACUACUAUAUAUAAUAUACAUCAACACUUUUGCUAUAUAACCUAAGUGAUAAACCCCUUUUAGUUACCUGCCAAACUCUGGACUUUGGUUUAUAUUGCAGUUAACACAGUUACAAAGUUGUAAUGGUGUCUCUCUCUCUCUCUUUCUCUCUCUCUCUCUUCCUCUGUAACGGAAUGUGUAAAUCAAAAGUGUGUACAUUGUGUGGUGUUCCUGUUUCCUGGAAUCUCAUGAGGAUUUACACACAGCGUUCAGUGUUCUGUAUAGACCUGCCUCCCUUUGUGAACUCCUCUGUGACCUCUGGUCUUGGCGGCUAACUCCAUGUAUCUUCUCUCCUGCUGGUUACUCUUGAAUUAAGCACAGACUCCUCCUCAGCUCGGUUGCUUUAUCAUGAAUAAUGUAUGUGACCUUGGCAUUCUUCCACAGUUCAGCAAACAAGUGCUAGCUUCACUGACCAAAAAAAAUUAAGGAAGGAAAACACCAUUUUUAAAAUGAUCCAUCUUUUAACGGCCGAAAAACCGAUGUGUCUAUGGUGCUGCAUCUCUGUUGCGCUUCUGAAAUCAGACCGGUGUGAAAGAUCCUUUCUGACUUCCUCUGAGAUGCUCACAAGUACCCUUCCUGUUGUUUUCUUAGUGUUGAAGUUUAAGACUAUUUAUUUGGAAUAUAUACAACAGUGUUUUUCCACUGUAUUUCAUUUGCAAAAGCGGAGAAUCGCCUUCUCUACCUUUUUGCAAAUUGUUGAUAUUCCAUAUUGGAUUCUCACAGACUUCGAUAUGGUGAAUCUGUCAAACUUAGAAAUUGUAUUUUAUCCUUCCUUUCAUGACUGUGGCCUGAGUUCCCCAUGCCCCCUUUUUUUAGAAGAAACGUAGCACACUUUCAGUUCUUAGAAACGUCACUGUUUCUUGAUGUGUAUGUUGAGGCCAUCCAAGCUUACAGCUGAUUCAAUAACCAGUUCCAUCAAGUCAUUCACGCUCACUACUUAACACUGCCAUGGUGAAAAUGUGGAGGGAAAAAAUGUCCAUGUGUGUCUGGGAAGCAUAUGCCCUUGUACAUUUUUUUUAAUACUCUGAUUCUGUAACAUUUAUGAGUUUUGUUUUUGUUUUACAGAAAAAAAAAGUGAUAAAGCAAUCAGAAGACCAAGAGGUUUACGAUUGACACUUAGGGUCACCUGACCUUAGCUGGCCAACGGACCUACAUGGCCAAAUUAAUUUACAAAAGUAAUAAUUUUUCAGAAGCCAACUUUUUUUUUUCUGUAUUUUCUGUCUGAAAACUGCCAAUAUCAUGAAUAGAAAGGGAGAACUGUAAAGGAGAAAGAAAUCGAUGUUCAGUUGUGUUUGUGUCAACCUAAAGAAGCAGUGUGGAGACAGGCACAGUCAGCCGAACUCUAGGGACGUGGUGGUGUUGCUUUGGAGGCGUAUCAUACUCGCAUUUUGCAUUCUUCAUAUGUAAUCAUAUUGCCAAAGACAAACUAUUUCAUCAUUUAUUGUAAAUAACACUUUUCCCCAGACCUACCAUAAAGUUUCUGUGAUGUAUUGUCUUCCAGUUGCAAUAAAAAUUACUGAGUUGCAUCAA
Marmota monax (woodchuck) is the source of this 7865-nucleotide messenger RNA. RefSeq names its product forkhead box N3 (gene Foxn3). Gene Ontology annotation, molecular function: cis-regulatory region sequence-specific DNA binding; DNA-binding transcription factor activity. Lineage: Eukaryota; Metazoa; Chordata; Mammalia; Rodentia; Sciuridae. The record is from RefSeq and is a predicted model, not a curated record. Gene Ontology annotation, biological process: regulation of DNA-templated transcription. The coding region runs from base 248 to 1693 and encodes 481 amino acids. Gene Ontology annotation, cellular component: nucleus. The transcript has 8 exons.